AUCUGAGUCCUUUUCCCUCUUCCUCAUCCUCCUCCUCCUCCUCUUCUUCUUCUUCUCCCUAACGAGCUCUGUAAUGUCCUGUUAAUUUUGUGUGCACUAGUUAAUGAGCAUUAAUCCAUCACCCCUGGACGCUAUUGUUGCAGGGGGGAUGGCCAUUUGAAUGCAAAUGCGUGACACUGUGACAGCAAGGUGCUUAUUAAACUGAUGUGUCCUCCUGUCUUUUCUGCUGGGAGCUCAGGAGAGUGAAAAGACGCGGGGCAGCUGGAGGAGCGGGUCGGACUAUACCAGGAGUUGCUCACACCAAGUUCUGCUCUGCUGCAAACAACAACAACAACAUGGCAAGUUCUGCCUCUCUGGAGACCGUGAUGUCCUGUGGUAGAACCGGACCGUCCGCGACACCCAAGACCCUGGCCUUCUCCAUAGACCGGAUCAUGUCCAAGAGCUCGGAGCCGAAGGGGAGCACGGAGGAGCGGUCAGAGGGGAAGAAGCUGCUCGGGCUCUGCUCCCCGAUCCCCUGCAUGAUCCCGCUGCAGCCCUUCAGCUACGACCUCCAAGCCAAGGCGCUGAUGAACUACUCGGAGCUGUGGAGAGCCAGUUUUAGGGGGACUUUUUGCGGUUCCGCAGCCGCUCCGUGCAAAGGGAACUGCGGCAUGUGCGGCAAAGCGGACCCGGGCUUGAAGCAGUCGCUGCUGACGUCGGGGAGCAGGGUGGUGAAACCACAGGUCAUUCACCAGGCCGUGGCCGUACCCAGCGGAGGCUCGCUCUACUAUCUCAACUACCUGGACUCUGCGUACCAGCAGUCGGAGCUGCUGGCUGGACACUGGUUCACCAGCCCGCAGGCCCAGGCCUCUCUGUCGGCGCACCACAGACUCUUACUGCUGGAGAAUGCCAAGCUGGCCGGGGUGGGGGCUGACAAGCUGCCCACACCUCAGUACCCGCACAAGGAACACCUGCCCGGGCAGCUCGAUCAGAUCGUUAAGGAGAACCACUGCCUGAGCGCCGAGAAGAACGGCGUCAAGGCGCACAACAAACUGAGCAGCGGCGGCGGCGGCAGCGCUGCGGACGGAAAACCCAAAAACUUCACGUGUGAAGUGUGUGGAAAGGUUUUUAACGCACAUUACAACCUGACCAGACACAUGCCGGUGCACACCGGGGCCCGGCCUUUCGUGUGCAAAGUGUGCGGGAAAGGAUUCCGACAGGCCAGCACGCUGUGCAGACACAAGAUCAUCCACACACAGGAAAAACCUCAUAAAUGUAACCAGUGUGGGAAAGCGUUCAACAGAAGCUCCACGCUCAACACGCACGUACGGAUCCACGCAGGGUACAAACCUUUCGUCUGUGAGUUCUGUGGGAAAGGUUUCCACCAGAAAGGAAACUACAAGAACCACAAGCUGACUCACAGCGGGGAGAAGCAGUACAAGUGCUCCAUCUGCAACAAGGCCUUCCAUCAGAUCUACAACCUGACCUUCCACAUGCACACGCACAACGACAAGAAGCCCUUCACCUGCGCCACCUGUGGCAAGGGCUUCUGCCGCAACUUUGACCUGAAGAAACACAUCAGGAAGCUGCACGAUAACGUCUUCUCCGCGGCCUCCGAGGCCUCCAGAGAGCUGCAGAGCUGAGGCACAUUAACACAAGGCCUCAAAACAGACUGGCUCAUGUCCUGCAUUUGUAGCUGAGGUGAACCAUUUUUUAAAGUCCAGAGAGAUAAGACUGGACAUGAUCCCUGAAAAAGAACUGUGGUGCUCCUAUAAGCUUUAGGAUCCAGCAUGGACUGUGCAGAGCAAACAGCAGCUAAUUAAACACUGUAGGAACGUUAGAGGGAUUCUUUUCUUCUUCCUGUGUUGCAUCAAACAGGAGACGUCAUGUGUCUGUCUCCACAAUCAAACUGUAAAUAAUAAUAUGAAAAUAAAGAAUGUUAUUUAAAAUGUGAAUCAUUGCCAUGUUGUGUAUUUCACAGGAAAAAUGUUAAUGUGAAUAAAUAAGUUAUAACUUAUAAUGAAACCUGAAUGUUUGAGCCAUGUUGUUUCUGUUUCUCAUUUUGGAAAAUAAAACUGAAUUCUGAUGACAACUGUGCUCAUGUUGAAGUGUGCAGACAUUUUGUCUUAAUAAUAAAUAAACCAAACAGGA
Messenger RNA from Larimichthys crocea (large yellow croaker), 2130 nucleotides. It is a transcript of the gene fezf2, whose product is annotated as FEZ family zinc finger 2. The record is from RefSeq and is a predicted model, not a curated record. Gene Ontology annotation, biological process: regulation of transcription by RNA polymerase II. Lineage: Eukaryota; Metazoa; Chordata; Actinopteri; Sciaenidae. Gene Ontology annotation, molecular function: DNA-binding transcription factor activity, RNA polymerase II-specific. The transcript has 4 exons. Gene Ontology annotation, cellular component: nucleus. Bases 336 to 1622 code for a protein of 428 amino acids.